AUGCCGAUCCACGUGACAGGCAGCGGCCGGGGGCUCCAUCCCAUGAAGAGGACGGGGGCUCUGCGCAGCCCCCUGCGCACCCCCCACCUGGCUGCAGUCUCCAGGGUCGACCAGGGCAGGUGUGGACCAGGAUCCCAGGCGGAUCAGGGUGACAGCACAGGCGAUGGCACAAAGCCACAAAGGAUGUCCCUCCCCCACACCUGCAACACAAUCGCCGCCUGCCUGUCACCAGCAGCUGCUCCGGAGUCAUCCUUCUUUGUGCUGGCUCUGACAGGUGUGUCCAAAGGGGACGAGCGCAGGCACCGCUCGGUCAACAAUGGCACUCAGGUGCCUACUGCUGGCACUGGGGCCCUGCAGCAAUCAGCCUUCGAGUCAGAGGUGUCUGAGAUCAGCAUCAGCCAGGGUGAGAUUAACCUUGCCCUCAGGAACCUGCGGGCCUGGAUGAAGGAUGAGAAAGUGCCCAAAAACCUGGCCACACAGCUGGACUCAGCCUUCAUCCGGAAGGAGCCCUAUGGCCUGGUGCUCAUCAUUGCCCCUUGGAAUUACCCUGUGAACCUGACGCUGGUGCCCCUGGUGGGUGCCCUUGCAGCAGGGAACUGUGUGGUGCUGAAGCCCUCGGAAAUUAGCAAGAGGGUGGAGAAGGUCCUGGCUGAGGUGCUGCCCCAAUACCUGGACCAGGGCUGCUUCGCAGUGGUGCUGGGUGGCCCCGAGGAGACAGGGCAGCUGCUGGAGAACAGGUUUGACUACAUCUUCUUCACAGGGAGCCCCCGCGUGGGCAAGAUCGUCAUGGCCGCCGCAGCCAAGCACCUGACUCCCGUCACACUGGAGCUGGGGGGCAAGAACCCCUGCUACGUGGAUGACGACUGUGACCCCCAGACCGUGGCCAACCGCGUGGUCUGGUUCCGCUACUUCAAUGCCGGCCAGACCUGCGUGGCCCCCGACUACGUCCUGUGCAGCCGCGAGACACAGGAGCGGCUGCUGCCCGCCAUGCAGAGCGCCAUCACCCGCUUCUAUGGCGACGACCCCAAGAGCUCCCCCAACCUGGGCCGCAUCGUCGGGGAGAGGCAGUUCCAGCGGCUGCAGGGCCUGCUGGGCUGUGGGCGCGUGGCCAUCGGCGGCCAGAGUGACGAGAGCGAGCGCUACAUCGUGCCACCUUCCUUCAGCAAUGUGGGGGCCUCAGGGCCCUUGAGAUGCGGUCACGUGGUCAAGCGGAUGCUGGCAGGGACCAGCAGCGGGGGCUUCUGCGGAAAUGACGGCUUCAUGCACAUGACCCUUGCCACGCUGCCUUUCGGAGGAGUGGGUGCCAGCGGGAUGGGUAGGUACCACGGCAAGUUCUCCUUUGACACCUUCUCCCACCACCGCGCCUGCCUGCUGCGUGCCCCCGGGAUGGAGAAGAUCUACGCCAUCCGCUACCCGCCCUACUCGCCCCGCAACCUGAGGGUGCUGUUGGCAGCCAUGGAGACCCGCGGCUGCAGCUGCACCUGCACCCUGCUCUGA
Orycteropus afer afer is the source of this 1497-nucleotide messenger RNA. Its product is annotated as aldehyde dehydrogenase family 3 member B1-like. The transcript is spliced from 11 exons. The record is from RefSeq and is a predicted model, not a curated record. Bases 1 to 1497 code for a protein of 498 amino acids. Gene Ontology annotation, biological process: aldehyde metabolic process. Lineage: Eukaryota; Metazoa; Chordata; Mammalia; Tubulidentata; Orycteropodidae. Gene Ontology annotation, cellular component: cytoplasm. Gene Ontology annotation, molecular function: aldehyde dehydrogenase (NAD+) activity.